CCAAGCAUUAAGGUGAACUAACUCAUUCCCUACUUAUGAAACAUAGGAAUUGGGCAUUGAACAGGUAAGUUUAACAGCAACCGAGAGAAUUGUCCGACCGUCGAGACUGUUAAUGAGGUAAGAUUGUAUUGAAAUCUUUGGCAGAAAGUUAUUGUAGUGUUCUCACAGCAGACUAACAUAUCAUUGGUUUGUAGGGUACUGCUAGAAUCGGAAUAGAGUUCUUAGCUGAGGAUCUCUGUAAAACUUGCAUUAAAAUUGCCCAUGACAACCUUUCGUGAGAAUGUGGUGAUUUCAUUGUAGGAUUAAGAAGCCUUAAGGUUGGUUGAAUAUCAGGGUUAUUGAUGGUCUUACGAACGCACGCAAAAUGACACUGAGUUGUUAUUUAUCUGCGCAACAGCAUCUCUUGAUCACUUCUCUGAAUCUCUUUAGUUACUAUCUUGGUGAUUAAGUGCUGAGUAGAAGAUGACGAAUCAUUUUCAUGUUCGGAUUGACUGGGUGGCGUGUUAAACUACACAGGGAAAAAUUGCGGCAUCGGACACUAUCAUUAUCUAGGUAACCAGACUUAGUUCGAUAGCCAUGAUGGACUCCAGGAAUUGUCCACCGCCUGCUUUCGCGAGGCCAAUUUACCCAGAGGAUUUCAACAACCCUCUGGAAGUUGUGCAAGACUCGACCACGACCCAAGCUUAUUUUCAGGCUACCGAGAGUACCCGCCAUUUCUACCCAACACGGAGCCCAAGACGGAGUCCGGGUAGGAGUCCUCACCGUUCCGAAGGACGGCUCUCGAGAUCGGAAGAGGAAGUUGCACGCAGCGCAGUAGCGAAGAUAAUUUUCAAAGGAAGAAGCUUAGUAGAGCAUCACUUGCGAUCCUUUAAUGAAUUCAUGGAAUAUGGUUUACCAGCCAUGUUUGAGGAGGCUGGCAGUUUCGACUGCAUUCCGGAUCACUCCGUCCUGGUGGAUUCCGGGAUUGGAGUGCGGAAGUGGGCUAGAAUUGUGUAUGGAGAAGUUGCGGUAGGGAAGCCAUACACUACUUUCACCCGAGAAGGAGUAAAGGAGGUUGUGGAUCUAUUGCCUCACGAAGCUCGACUUCGAAAUCUGUCGUAUUCGGCUCACUUGUAUGUGAACAUGACACUGGAGGUUUACGAAAACAGGGGAAACAAGAAGACGCAAAAUCCGGAGGAUAUGAUCGAAACAAAAACUGAUACAAUUUGCGUCGGGAAAGUCCCGGUCAUGGUGAACUCAAGUUUCUGCCACCUUCACGGACUUUCUGAGAAGGAUUCGGUUGCGAAAGGACACUGUUCAUUCGAUGAUGGGGGUUUCUUCAUCAUCAAGGGUUCGGAGAAGGUGUUGAUCGCUCAAGAGGAAAAGGCGCACCAGAGUAUUUACGUGAGUUACUUGAAGAGGACAGAUACUUGGAUAGCGACGUACUCGCCUACAUGGAGAGGCUUCAAUUCGAAUCAAAUGAAUCGAGGAAAAACUUUUGUAAAGCUUCGGAUGAGAAAGAAAGCCGAGUUGUUGGUGGGAGUACCUGGCCUCACGGAACCAGUACCCCUUGUCAUAUUAUUCAGAGCCCUCGGAACAUCUUCUGACAAGGAAUUCCUUGAGAGCAUCUGCUACGACUCCACCGAUUCUCGGUUCCAUGACCUACUUCUUUCCUCAAUUUGGGACGCAGACCUAAUUUUGGAGGAAUUUCAGUCGAGAAUUUCAUACCCUGCUGGUGCCUCGGCAAUCAAGUCUGUGAGGGAUCAGAUUCUUUCGGUGAGGUUUCUUGGUACGAAGCUACGAAAUUCUAGGCAUGUGCCUUCCGUCGAGGCUGGGAAAACUAUCAUCGGGCAGCUUUUCGUACAUACGGAAGGAGGAUACACGAGGAAGGCAAUGCUGCUUGGAUACAUGGUGAAUCAGCUGUGCUCAACAUUCUUGGGGAGACGACUGGAAGAUGACAAGGACCACUUCAAAAAUAAGAGGCUUGAUCUCACGGGACAAUUGCUGAGCCACCAGUUUCGUAAGGCAAUGGCACACUUGGAGCGCGACGUGAAGAGACGACUCCAUCCUUACCUGGUGAAGGGCAGGGACUUGGCUCCUCUGAAAACAUACGUGACGGAGGCAAUCGUGACAAAGCAGAUGCAGAGCGCGUUCACCUUGGGCAACUGGAACACCAACGAGGGGUUGAAGAGCUCGGGUGUAGUUGCAGUUCUGAAAAGGAUGAACCCCAUGGCCACUCUAUCCCAUCUGCGACAAUUUCGACUGAAUCUGCCGCCGCCAAUGAAACCAACCGACCCCGCAAGACACCCAAACUACUCUUACUGGGGCAGGAUCUGUCCGACCCAGACCAGCGAUGGAGCGGAGUGUGGCCUUAUCAAAAGCUUGGCCCUAACCUGUGUGGUUAGCUCAGAUACGCCAGAGGAACCGGUGUUGCAUGUUUUGAGUGAUUGUGGAAUGCACUCUCUGGAAGAAAUUACUCCUCUUACAAUUUCAAUGGCAGAGAAGAUAUUUGUGAAUGGCCGCUGGGUUGGAAUCUUCUACGACUACAAUGCAACUCUCGCUAUUGUUGCUACUCUGAGGCAGCUACGCCGCGAACAGCUUCUUCAUGGAGAGAUUGAAGUAGCACGAGACCCCAAAACCAAAGCGGUGCAUAUUCACACAGAUGCAGGCAGAUUGCUUCGGCCACUUCUGAUUGUCAAAGAACAAAAGUUGGCCAUGUCGAAGCAGCAUUUGAAAACGCUUCGAGCUAUGUCCAAACAAGAGAGUGCUGAGGCUUGCUGGAAUUUCCUUUUGGAACAACAGGUGGUGGAACUCUUGGGCACGGAGGAGGAAGAGGGAGCACUAAUUGCUUUGAACCGAGAUGAUCUGGAACGAGCUCGGAAAGACCCGGAUGCUCCUCUGUACACCCACUCAGAAAUCGAUGUCUCCUACAUCUUUGGGUUGGGCGCCUCAGUGAUUCCGUUUCUGGAUCACAACCAAGCAUCUCGUAAUCUGUAUCAAGCGGAGAAGCAUUGCAAGCAGGCUAUGGGGUUCUACACCUCCAACUUAUCGGGCAGGUCGGACUGUUCUGGACACCAGCUCUUCUACCCCCAGAAGCCCCUCGUCACAACGCGCACAUGGGACUAUCUCAAGAAGCCAGAGAUCACAAAUGGCCAGGUUGCAAUUGUGAGCAUUCAGUGCUGUGGCUACAACCAAGAGGACUCCAUCAUCAUGAACCGAGCUUCCAUUGAUCGAGGCUUGUUUCGAUCGAUGCAUUUCAAAACUUACCGAGGAGAGGAGAGGCACAACGUCAUAGAGCAUUUUGCCAAGCCGAGUAUUUCCAUUGCAAAAAGAUCCAGGAAUGCAUCUCUAAAUAAAAUUGAUGAGGAUGGCUUUCCUCACCUCGGAGACUACCUGGAGAAAGGAGACAUCAUCAUUGGAAAAUUGACCGCUGAAAUGGGAAAUCCUAAGCUUGCAGACUCAAGCCAGCGGUUGAGAGCACACGAAAAUGGUCGAGUGGAUCAGGUGCUUCUAUCCAGCGAAGAGGAUGGACAUCGCAUUGCCAAAGUACGACUGAGAUGCUCCCGACGACCUCAAGCCGGCGACAAAUUCUCAAGCAUGCAUGGACAAAAGGGCGUUAUCGGAGCUGUUUUGAACCAAGAGGAUCUUCCCUUCACACGGCAAGGAGUUGUGCCGGACAUCAUCAUUAAUCCUCAUGCGCUUCCCAACCGACAGACAGUCGGACAGCUCCUGGAAAGCCUAUUAGGCAAAUUGAUGGCAGUUCGAGGCACCCAACAAUCUGUAGCCCCUUUCCAGAAACAAUCCGCAACUCGCAAAUUCAUGGAUCAGCUCCACCAGUCUGAAUACCAGAGAGGAGGCAGCGAGUCCAUGACCAACGGCACCACGGGGAUGAGACUCAACUCUCUCAUCAGCAUAGGAGCCACAUUCUACCAGCGCCUGGACCACAUGGUCGAAGACAAGAUCAAGUACCGGGGGAGUGGCGGUCCCGUGGACGCCCUCACGCGGCAACCAGUCAAGAACCGGAAGAACAUGGGGGGCGUCAAGUUCGGCGAAAUGGAGCGGGAUUGCAUGAUCGGCCACGGCGCUUCCGUCACUCUCCGGGAACGCUGCUUCCUCUUGAGCGACCCCUACGCAAUGUUGGUGUGCUCGUCUUGCCGGCGCCCUUCCGGUCACACCGACCCAUCUCGCCGACGUUUCUGCAAGUUUUGUUGCACCGGGAAACACGUCGUCCAGAUCCAAAUCCCUUACUCCUGUAAAUUGCUGUGGCAGGAGCUUCUCAGCAUGGGCAUCACUCUCUUCCUAGAAACGAAACUCUCUUGAGCUGAGCGCGCGCACACACACACACACACACACUAUACACAAAUCAAGUCUGCGAUGCCACAAGCUGGAAAUCAUGUUCUGGUAAAGUCAAAGGGCAUUAGACUCGCAGUUAUUUAGUAACCUACUGUAGCAGUUGCGAAACCGCUGAAAGGUUUGCAGCUUCAGAUGCCGCCGAAUCACUGGGAAGCACCGGAUGAGUAAUUGCUGUGAGGGUUCCCAGAUGUGUGGGAACUACGUGAUGUAUCCGUGAGGAAAAGUUGCACCACCUUCGAAGUUCUACAAUCCCAAGAGAAAGGUUCUGGUUCCACAGCAAGCCAUGUACUGUGCUGUACACACACCUCUCAAAAUUGCACUUGCUGGGAUAGAUCACCUUCACCCACGACGUAACAGCUACACUUUUAGAGAGCUGAAAAGGUGGUCAGAAGCAUGGAAUCUUCGACCAGCAAUUCCCAUAUUCGUCUGGUAAGUGGGGUUCUGUUUUGCUGCAUUGGGAUGCUGCGGCAGCUGUGACUUGGCACCCCACACUUCCAAGCGUACGGAUUGGAGGAUGCGACACGACUGUGGUUCUGUGGUUCAUGUCAUUUUGGACACUUUCAAGGCUGGUUUUAGUGGGUUUUGUGCCGAGUGCUUUGUGGACAAAUCGUGCGUGAGAUGACAAAUUUUGUUUAGGUUUAUGAGUGAGUUUAGAAUUGGAUUCCUUCGCAUGAAGUAAAGAAUAUAAAUAAACAAGUAAAUGUCAGAUGUAAACAAUACAAAUAAAUAAACAAAGACAUAUUUAUUAAUAUGUAUCUUUUUUUUUUC
Physcomitrium patens is the source of this 5100-nucleotide messenger RNA. Its product is annotated as DNA-directed RNA polymerase II subunit RPB2. Gene Ontology annotation, biological process: DNA-templated transcription. NCBI's taxonomy places the organism in Eukaryota, Viridiplantae, Streptophyta, Bryopsida, Funariales, Funariaceae. The record is from RefSeq and is a predicted model, not a curated record. Gene Ontology annotation, molecular function: DNA-directed RNA polymerase activity; DNA binding; ribonucleoside binding.